UUCAGUCGUUCGCCAUUUUGCUGUGGGUUUUGCAAGUCCGCUGCUUCCAUUUGUGAGGCAGCGUUAAAAAAGAAACAAACAAACCAAACAUUUAUUUCGAGGACUGUUUAAAGGGUUUAUAAAUAUUUUUCGCGCAGAACUAUGGCAAACCCGUCAGGUGACGUGGACAUGCCGGAGGGCGCAGAGGUCCGCAAGCUGUCUGAGCUGCGAGUCAUCGACCUAAAGGCCGAGCUCAAGAGAAGAAACCUGGACACAACUGGCGUUAAGAGCGUGCUGUCGGAGCGCCUCAAAAGGGCAAUUGAGGAAGAAGGGGGGGAUCCAGAUCAGAUCGUCCUCAUUCCGGACUCGAACCCUAAAAAAUCUGCACCCAAGCGAACCGCCAAAGAUUCCCGGCAAGACGAGGAAGCAGAAGAAGCUCCUUUGGAGGAGGAUUCACGUGAUGGACAAGAAGACUUUCUGGACCACGAGAACUUGCAGGACGACCACGAAAGCAUGCAGGACAUGGACAUCCUUGACAUGAACGUUCUGGAUGAGACUGAGAAUGAAAGCGGGAUGCCAACCGGGGACCCAAUGGACGUUGAAGGAAAUUAUGACAGAGACGACGACGCGUUGCUGGAGGAUGAAAACGACUUCACCGAGUUUGGGUCAGGGCAAGAGGCUCAAGGUCCAGAGAAUCCAGAUGACGGCGCUGAAGAAGGACUGACAGAGCCACUAAAAGAAGACCAGGACCAGAGCCCCGAAGAAGAGCAAGCUGCCGGAGGGGAAGACGGCGUGUCCAACGCUGGUGCCAAGUCCAGCAGCGCUGCAUCUGCAGAUGGGGAUGACGCCAAAGAGGCCGGGGAUGUGAAUACUGUCCCAGAAGAGACACUUGACUCUGAAAACAAAAGCUCACAGGCUGUUAGUGUAAGCGAACAGGGCGGCUCGGGUGAAUCUGUUGAUUCAGAAAAGGGGUCUAAGAAGGGUGAGGAGGACGAGAAGACUGUGGAUAAGGCUGCCGCGGAUUCAACCUCAGCACUGAAAGAGUCCUCUUCAGUAGAGGGCGAUGAUCAGAACAAGAGCUCUGAAGAAAAAGACGCCAAGACAGAGACAAAGGAUGAAAAAGCGAGCGGUAGCAGAAAUCUGUGGGUCAGUGGUCUGUCUUCCACCAGCAGAGCGACUGAUCUGAAGGCACUAUUCAGCAAACACGGCAAGGUUGUUGGCGUAAAGGUGGUGACCAAUGCUAAGAGCCCGGGGGCUCGGUGCUUUGGCUUUGUCACCAUGUCUACCUCAGAGGAGGCCACCAUCUGCAUCAGUCACCUUCACAGGACCGAGCUGCAUGGCAAGAUGAUCUUUGUGGAGCGGGCUAAAAAUGAGCCUGCCGGAAAAAAGCCGGCUGACAAGACUGCCAGCGACAGAAGACACUCGACUGACUCCAAGUCUGAAAAGGAUGAUAAAACGGAAGGAGAAGGCAAAGAUGACAAAGAUCAAAAUGAGAGGACUGUUGUCAUGGACAAGUCUAAGGGAGAACCUGUUGUCAGCGUCAAGACCAAAAGCAAAAGCAGGGAGAGGAGCUCUAAGAGUCGGAGUCGUGCCUCUUCCAGCAAAGAGAGAAAAGACAUCCUGACGUUUGCCCAGAUCAAGGCGCAGAGAAAGAGGGAGAAACAGAGGCAGCGAGAGAGGGAGAUGAGGGAGGCUGAAAGAUUCAGAUUCAAUGAUCGCAAUCGUGACAACCCGUCAGAGCGCGAGCGAAUCCGAAUGUUCAGAGAAAGAGAGGAAAGGAUGAUGAAUAAUCGGCGCUGGCUGGAGGUGGAGAAGCAGCGGCUGGAGGCAGACCGGAUGGAGCGCCAGUUCCUGGAGCGGGAAAGGAUGCGGAUCGAGUACGAGCGGCGGCGCGAGCAGGAGAGGAUAAUGAGGGAGCGCGAGGAGCUGAGGAGGCAGCAGGAGCAGCUGCGCUUUGAACAGGACAGACGGCCUGUAAAGAGGCCGUACGACAUGGACAGAAAGGACGACUGGCCUGACAAGCGCAUGGCUAUGGAUGACCGUUUCGGCCGCUCAGACUUCGGUCGCCAGGACCGCUAUCAAGACUUUGACCACAGAGACCGUGGCCGUUUCCAAGACGACGGACAGCACUUCUCAGACAGACACGGCAGAGAUUCGUGGGGCGGAGGCUACGACAAGCGCAUGAACCCAAGGGACGGUGGCCGCGACUGGGACUCUGGCCGAAAGAUGGAUGGAGACAGACCAUGGCAAGGUAGAGAUGGUGGCAUUCCAGGCCAGAGCCACAUGCAACGUGGAGGAAUGGCAGGUCGUGGAGGCUACAUGAACACAGGAACUUCUCAGUCUUUGUCUGGAGCUCUGAACAGACAGAACCAGAUGAUGCAGGGCAGCGGCAUCCAGGGAGGAGCUUUCGGUCGACGCUACUGACUCCCAUGAUGUUGUACAGUUUUUGAAUGGUCUUUUUUUUUUUCAUGGAUGUCACAACAUUGUUUUUGUAUUUUUUUUUUCCUGGUAGGUUCGUCUUAUUUUAAUUGGUAGUGAUCUUUGCUCUGUACUUGUCAGUUGUACAAAUUGACUAUUUUCAUUGUGAAUCCACCCCGACUGUAAUAAAUUCAGAUGUUUAUAACAUCUGGGUUUCAUGGACCUAACCUCAGCACUUGUAUCCUCCCUGUUUUUGUUUAAAGUUUGAUUAUUUUUAAUCAAUAGAAGUUUCUUUAUGAAAGAGGAGCUUUUUAUUUUGCGUCUAGGAAAUACAGGUUUUUAUGAGGAGUUUUAAGUGUCACAAUUCAUUAAACUGUACUUGUUGGCUUUUUCCACCGUUUGCAAGUGGAAUUUAUGCUGAAUUAUGAAUUAAAAUGUUAAGUCAAGAUUGUUUUGACUUUGUAAUGCUUGGGUAUUACCGUUACUCAUUAAAGAUUGUUUUAAUAUUGAA
This is a messenger RNA of Xiphophorus maculatus (southern platyfish), 2908 nucleotides long. It is a transcript of the gene safb, whose product is annotated as scaffold attachment factor B2. Gene Ontology annotation, molecular function: sequence-specific DNA binding; RNA binding. Lineage: Eukaryota; Metazoa; Chordata; Actinopteri; Cyprinodontiformes; Poeciliidae. Gene Ontology annotation, biological process: regulation of transcription by RNA polymerase II; regulation of mRNA processing. Gene Ontology annotation, cellular component: nucleus. The transcript is spliced from 20 exons. The record is from RefSeq and is a predicted model, not a curated record. Bases 142 to 2403 code for a protein of 753 amino acids.